Centruroides sculpturatus (bark scorpion) is the source of this 1315-nucleotide messenger RNA. RefSeq lists its product as uncharacterized. Bases 306 to 920 code for a protein of 204 amino acids. NCBI's taxonomy places the organism in Eukaryota, Metazoa, Arthropoda, Arachnida, Scorpiones, Buthidae. The record is from RefSeq and is a predicted model, not a curated record. The transcript has 5 exons.
CAAUAAGUUUCUCUAGUUCUAUCUGAUUCAGAUGAUAACGGAUACAUUUACAUUUAGAAAUCAGCAGAUAAUAUAAAAAUAAAAUUUCUCUACUUUAUUGAAGCCAGCAGCAAGAAGCUGGCAACGUAAAGAAAACCAGACGAACUAAACGUAAAUAAAUACAAUCCGCUAGGAGGCAGUGACGUCAAGGCGAAAAUCACGAGAGACGAUUAUGAGAAGUUUAUGAACGUAUUUGAGAAAAUUUAACAAUGUUAUAUUGAAUUAAUCUUUUAUCGCAGGCGAAAAGAGAUUAAACUAAUGUAAAAAUGGAGAUAAUCGAACGUCGGAGUAGACGUCCGGAAUCAAUGGAGACCACCGGAGUACUCGUCUGUAAUUGUACUUCUUAUUGCUACUUUACCUUGGCCAUUAUACUUUUCUCGGUUGGAACUGUCAUAACUAUCCUUGCUUUGGACGACAGCGAAAAUUUCUUCUCUAGUUUGGGUCACAUGUGGGUGGUUGGACCGAUUUUUAUAAGUUCUGGCCUCAUGGUUGCUGUCAAAACUAUAGUUUACUUAAGAAGGGAAACUAUGGUCACUUUUAUAUCAAGGCAGAGGUCUUUACUUAGGGAUUUAAAUUAUCCAUUGGACUUAGCAUUUCCAAGAAAUCCCAGCAACAUGACUCUUCCGCCAGCUUAUGACACCGUCGUUGGUGACUGUGGAGUGGCACAGCAUGCCAGGCUGCUCGGUGUCCCCAGCCAGGUGGUGGACGGUGCAGAUUCCGAAGUUCCUCCCCCCAGCUACGAGGAGGCGGUCCUCUUGGGAAGACAGCAGCAAGAACAGUGCACUGUAGUGCCUUCCACGCGGAGAAUGCCCUGUCAAGAAAGUCUGAUAACAGUCGGGACUUUUAAUCAAGAACGAACAGAACCAUACAAGAACGUCUGAAAAGCAUUCUCGAUAAUCAUAAUAUAUCAUACAAAAGCACCCAUUGUAUAACAUUUAUAAUCAAGUUACCGAAGACAUGUGUUAGAAUUUUAAUACAGUAGGAAUAUUUAAUUAGACAUCUCUUUUGGGUUUUGGCUACUUCCGAUAUCGGUGGGAAAGGUUAUUUGGUACAAUACAUGGCUUAUACUUAAAUGAAACAAAAUUUUUUUUAGAUAAAUGGGAGCAAUAAUUUUUUAGUACCACUCUUAUCAAAAAGAUAUCAUUUUGAUAAAUAUGAGGCAGGUUUAUACAAACACUUUGACAUUUUCCAAAAUCAAUUUAUAUGAAACCCCAUCUUUUAUAUAAAUGUAUGUGUAAAUAAGUAUAUAUAUUUUAUAUAUAUAUAUAUAUUAUAU